CCUCAGUUGAUCUUCCUGUGUGUGUUGGAGUGGUUUUGUAGUCUCCACGUGUCUGGUUCAAGUGACAUACAAACGAUAUCUAGUGAGUCUCGUGUUUGUGGAAUGGAUUUAACGAGUAUGCGAGACUAUUGUGAGGCCGAGGCAGAAGAGGAGGAGUGAAGGGGAGAGGAACGAGUGUGCUUUGUUUCGUUGAGAAGAGACGCUGAAAGAAAAUAAGAAACCUACUUGGAAAAUGCAGACGAAGAAUGUAAAUGUGCAGUCACCAUCUACUGUUAGCAAGAAUGAGAAAAAUGCAGCAGUCGCGGCCAUGACAUCAAACGGCUCUCUGAUGAACGGAGGGCAUAGGAUGAACGGCACGGGGGGCGGCGGGGGCGGAGGGCCAGCGGGGGAAGGGGGCACUAACCCCUCCUCCAGCCCCUACCAGCCCCUCCCCGUCACCUCCUCCACCUACCUCCAGAUGGGUUCGCCUUACCUCCCCGUCCCUGUCUCCUCGAGUGCUAAGAACCAGUCACCAUACCAACAUCUUCCAUCCGUGACGUCACCAGCUUACCAGCCAAUGAACGGAGGGCAGAAUCUGACGUCAUCGGUGUAUCAGCCAAUGAAUGGAGGGCAGAUCAUGACGUCAUCCGCUUCAUUGCCCUAUCAGCCCCCUCCUCUGCCUCCUCGCGUUGGCCCCCGGCACAAGGAGUCCCCCAUGCCCCCAGGUAACGUGGUGAGCGUCUACAAACCAGUACCACCGCCGAAGCCAUUUUCUGGAUCGCCAGUAUCAAACAACAACAACAACAACAACAGUAACAGCAACAGCAGCAGUAGUGGCGGCAGCGGCGGCUCAUCAGAGAGUCAGCAGGACAGCAGAAGACAGGAGCAGCAGGAAACAGCAGCUUCUUUGAGGGAACAGCUGGCCAGUGUGGCGGGAUCCACCCUUCAGACAGGACUCCCGCCCCUCCUGCCCCAUAUCCUAGUGACGGAUCAAGGACAUUUUCACACCCACUCCGCCAAGUUCCCGAUCGAAACAAAGGAGGCACCAGGAACCACCUUCUCUAACGCCACUUCACACUCUUCCUGGCACCCUCCCCCUCCACGCCCCCCGCCUGGCCCUGCUCUUAUUUCUGGCUCCUCCACGCUUGGCAGGGGGCUCAGGGGGGUCAGUGGGCUGGCAGGGAUGGGCAUGGCAAAAGGUAGCACCCUGCCUCGGUCCACCACGGCGCCCACGACUCACGCUCGUCCGUCGGUUGCUACACACGCGACCAACGGAGUGGGAGGAGGAGGAGGAGGAGGGGGGGAGAGGGAUCACCUUCUCUCCACUGAACGUCACAUCCGCUUCAGUGACGGAAUCGACAACCCGGGGCUAGUGGACGAGCACACGCACAUGCAGAGUUAUCGCACACAGGGAGGAGGCGGAAAUGGAGGAGGAGGAGGAGGAGGAGGCGGAGGAAACAUGGCAAACGGUGGAGGAGCACCAAGGCCCCCUUCAGGCAUUCCUCCCGAGGGUACACUGGCUGGUGUUCUCCCUUCGCAGGCACAGCAACGCCCGUUCGACUCUCCUUUCCUCUCCCGACCUUACCGCACAAGCACCCACCAGUACCAUCCCCCCACCUCCCAGCAUCUCCCCGGCCCCUCCCACCUCCCCCCUGUGUCCUCCCACGGGCUAGUCUCCUCCCAGUACCAUCCCCCCGGCACCCAGCACCUUCCACUCUCCUCUGCCCAAGUGGGAGCCUUCAACAGGGAGACUUGGACAAGGAACUCUCAGGGACAACUUGCGGGCCUGGUUGAGCUCCACCCUCCCCAGGGUCAUAUCCAUCUCAACGGCCACGCCCCCCAACACCACCACACCCCGACCUCCGCGCCCACCUUCCCCCACAACGGCGUGGCUCACCAUCACCACGCCCACCCCCACGCCCACCCACAGCCUAAUAAUCACGUGGAGGGUGCGCACACACACCCCGCCCCCCAGCACUCCCACGCCGGCGAGGGAGCCGAUGAUGAGUCUUCGGAGCGGCGGGAGGAGGCGCGGAAGGAGGACAAGUGGGGCUCCCUCACGCGGGGGCUCGCGGCGCGGAAGUACCAGAACUUUAAGGAGAAGCUUAGUAACAAGUUCUCCAAGAGCGAAAAGCCCGAGGACCGUCCCGGCUCGCAAGGGGAGGCGCAGGGUAGGAACGGCACCUCAUCUCAGGGUAGCAGUACCCAGGAGGGCUCUUCGGUGCCUUCUUCAAGUGCCCCCGGCGCCAGGCAGGAGCUCGGGGGUCAGCCAGCCGCGGCGGCGCUGGACGGUGGCCGCGCUGCCAAGCUAAACACCAGUUUUCGCAAAGCGAUGCACCAAAGCUCGGGGAAGGAGGCGAUGGCGGGGGAGGCUGCCCUGAAUGGCCCUCAAGAGCAGAACAGCGGCGGAGGUCAGCAGGUCAGUGGUGGUGUCGGAGGAGGUCUUCCCCCACACUACCCGCGCCCCGCCGCCUCCCGCCCCCCCGCUGCCCUCCCACCGCAGUCCUCACCGCCGCUGGGUCGCCCGCCGGAGCACAUGGGCCGCGGACUGGCCAACAGACGCUCGGGAUCGUAUCACCACUUGGCACACCUGCGGCAGGAGGCACCCACGUGGCGGCCACACCACUACUCCGCUGACAACCUCGCCGAAGGCCACGCACUGCCCUCAGACCACACCUACUCUGGUCCCGCGGCGGGGGCGGGGCGGGGCCAGCCGGCGGGUGGCGAAGGCAGCGGCGGCAGCGGGGGCGGCUCAGACUCAGGGCGCGGCACAGCUGGCUCAGGCGGCGAGGGGCGGCCCGUCAACGCCCUGGACACCAGCCUGGACUCUGCCGCCUCGCAGAGACACGCUGGGCAAGGCCACUCCUCAGGGAACGACUCGGAGUGGGUGGACGUGACGGACACGGAGCUGCAGCGGAUCAUGAAACUCGGCGCGGAGGGGAAGGGCGGCGGCAGAAAUGGCGGCGGCGGCGGCGUGGCGGGAAGGGAGUCACUGGCUGCCACCCCUCCUCUCCCCCCCCUCUCCCCUGAAGGCUCCCCCGCGUCCUCCCCCGCCAGGCACCGCAAGCACAGCCUCUCCUACAGCACGAGCGGCCUCAACAAGCCUGACCUGCUGGAGGCUGCCGGCAGGAGGCGUGGCGGCCCUGGGGGCCAGGAGUCGACCCAGUCCACGCCGCGGCGGGAGGGCGGCUCGCAGGGCACCCACGGCCACGGCAGGUCAGUCUCGAAAGUCAGCUCCGGGGGCGGCAGUGGCGGCGCACACAAAGGGUCCGUGCCGCCUAUGGGAGUCGGCUGGCCGCACCGCAAGGAGGACGUGAGGCAGCGGAGCGCUUCCUUCGACUCCCACAGACACAAGAACAGGAUCAACUUGGAUCCGGGCGUCGGGGACCUGGAGGCCGGCGAGAUGACCUCCACCACCGACGCUCUGGACCUGGACUCGAUGCUGGACGGGGCGACGGAGGCCACCACGGACGACGAGGCACUCUCCGCUUACGACCCCGACGUGCACCUCAUUAGGAAGCAGCUGGAGGGCCUCGAGGGCAUGUACUCUGAGGUUCUCAAGUUGCUCGGUGGUGGUGGACGGCGGGGCGGAAGGGCACUGCUUGGCGGCGGAGGGGACCUGAAGACCUCCCGCCGACGCAUGCACGGGUCUCUGUCCUCCCUGCCCUCCUCCGUGAUGUCCUCCCGCCCCGGCAAAGAUAGGAGGAAGGUGAUUGAUGACCGAGUAAGAAGGACAGCAAGAGACAGCGGUAGUAAGAACAUCCACAAGCGGUUCCAGCGCCUCGAGAGCCACGUGGUCACCCUGGCUCGCAGCGUGGCGCACCUCAGCUCGGAGAUGCGCACGCAGCACCUCAUGUUCCAGGAGAUCGAGAGCGUGCGAGCGGAGGUGGCGGCCCUACGGAAUGGCGGUGGCGGUGGCAGCGGGGGCGGGGGCGUGGCAGGGGGCGGCGGCGGCUUCCCAGCGAAGGUCGGGGGACACGUGUCUUGGGAGUCCUUCAGGGCAGGCAUCCCGGGCCUGUCCAACCCUGGCAGGGUCAAGAAACUCACCCAGUUCUUUGGUGACGAGCCGCCGUUAGUCAGGAUCUUCUUGAGGAAACUGGGAUACGAGAAAUACGCGCCGUUGUUCGAGCAAGAGAAGAUCGGGAUGCUGGAGCUGCCUUACCUCACUGAAGAACGCCUGCACAAGAUCGGGAUCCCUAUGGGCCCGAGACUCAGGAUCCUGCAGGAGGCACAAGGACCCAUCAGGAAGGAAGGGAAUCUGAGCGUCUAUGUGGUGUGAAAACGGAUUGGAUCUCUUAUGUUGGUGUGGAUAGGGAGCUAGAUUACAUUUUUCUUUUGUCUCGAAUAGUGUGAAUAGGGAGUUGGAUCUUAUUUUCUUUGAUUCUCUUGUCUGGGGUGUGAAAUGGGGUUUAUAUAUAUUCUCUCUCUCUCUCUCUCUCUCUCUCUCUCUCUCUCUCUCUCUCUCUCUCUCUCUCUCUCUCUCUCUCUCUCUCUCU
Molecule: messenger RNA, 4475 nt
Organism: Eriocheir sinensis (Chinese mitten crab)
Lineage: Eukaryota; Metazoa; Arthropoda; Malacostraca; Decapoda; Varunidae
Product: hornerin-like
Exons: 17
Coding region: 233-4258 (1341 amino acids)
Molecular function (GO): protein binding
Source: RefSeq, a predicted model, not a curated record